UGUAGACAAUGUUGGAUAACCAGGUAUGCGGUGAUAUCCGCAACCUUUGACCUUUCCGUAAGGUCGCCGUCUGGGUAUACCGAAAGUCGGUAGAGGUAAAACGACUUCUUUCGCCAGUAAAGUGGGCUUAUUGCGAAACUUUCUACACCAGUUACCAUGGCAACCACAGAGGCUGCUAAGAUCUGUGGUCUGUGUAAGGAGGUGACCUUGGCCAUCCUUCCCAGACUGCACCAGGAGGAACUUCUGCUUGAACUUGGCAGAAGGAACAUCCUUGUGGGAGAAACUUACAAGAAGGAGAGUUUAGUCAGCAAGCUGUGGUUCCUCAUGAUCAAGGAGUUCCAAGGUACCGAUCGCUGCGUGAUCCCAGACCCUCCUAUGGCUGUUAGUGGUACAUCCUGCAGUUCUGCCACAGAGCAGAGGAACAUGCGGGUGACCUUGUCAAACGACCUUCAAGACCUGAUGGAGACAGUGACUUUGACAAACUGUGCCACCAACAUUGUUCCAGUUAAAGGAACCAGUAAUAACAAUGCAGACUUACACGUAAGUCUGACUCAAUCAAAUGGUAGCUACAGUACACCUGUCACUAGUCCAACCAGAAGCACCAACCUCACUGCAACACAACCAUCAACAUCAGUGACAAUGUCAAGUCCACAGAGACUCCCUAUACUUGCCCAGGAAGUUAUUGUGGAGACAACGACAGUAACCUCACCAAGGAAAAGUGCAAGGCUGCACACCUUGGAGACACAAGCAUCAUCUUCAAGUGUGAGAAACCUGCAGAACAUCGAUAAUGAGGCAGUUGAGACUUUAGAAGAGAGCACUGCAACAAAGGAGGGACUGGGAAAAGGGUACCUGAAGAGGGAGCUUCGAGCUGUCACAGUCACCAGGCAGUCCUGUAGUGUAGUGACAGAGCUAGGAGCCAUGAGGGAGCUUGUGGAUGAAGAUGGGGAUGACCCCAAUGCAGAAGAAGAUGAGGAGGAAGAUGGGGUAUCAUCAGAUGAAGAUGAUGCUCCAUUGGAAGAUGACGAUGAUCCAGAUUGGCAGCCAGAUUCACCAGUGGAGGACAGACAGCCACACAGCGGUGACAUACCUGUAGAGGCCAAUGUUAGUGGUAAAGACAGUAGUUCAGGUCUUGCAGGACCAUCUGAAGAGGUGGUCACAGACUCCCACGGGCAAAAGAAGGCACACCCUCAGGAGCCCAUGAAGCUACAUAGUCCAGAACAAGGCUACUACAAGUGCAAGGAGUGUGACGUUUCCUUCAAGUAUAGCAGCCAACGUUCCACGCACAUGAAGCAGGUACAUAGUCCCCCUGGCUCAAGUGGCGCUCUCUGUGAGCAAUGCGGGUACAAAGCCCCAACACAGCACGCGUUGAAGUUGCACAUAUAUAAGCACACUGGUGAGAGACCUUACAAGUGUACGCUUUGUGCCUUUUCAGCCAGGAAACCAUCAAUCGUCAAGAGACACGUAACGAUCUCUCACCCAGGGAAAAACUCUUACAAAUGUGCCUACUGCAGCCACUUUGCUGAAACCAAAAGUCUUUUACGCAAGCACGAGGAUGCGCAUAAAACAGAACAUGUACAUAAGUGUCCGGUGCGGUCCUGUCCAAUUUCAAGCAAUGACAGGAAUGAGUUGAUUGCUCACCUAGCCAGAUCACACAAGAAGAGUCAGCAGUACUCUUGCCCUGAGUGUGACCACAAAACUUACCUACUUCGUGAGCUAAAAGAACACAUGAAAACUUUCGGCCAUGAGAAGACCUAUAAAUGUGACAAGUGCGAGUUCUCAGCCAAGACUUAUCCCAGCUUGAGAAGCCACAGGCGCGGACACAACGCAAACAAGAAGUACAAAUGUGACAAGUGCGGCUUUAGUUCCGCCUUUAAAGCAGUCGUCCUCAAUCACACCAACAAAGUCCAUGGAGAUAACGCAUUCCAAUGCCCACACUGUGAAUUCAAUGCAGACACUCAGGACGAUUUGAGUAUCCAUCUCGGAAAGCACUCUAAUAGAAUUACUUGCGACAUGUGCGGAUAUAUCGCCAAGACUAAAGAGAGACUGGAACAGCAUAUAGAGGAACAUUCCACAGCAAACAAACUGUUUGGGUGCACCACUCAUGGGUGUAAUUUUUUGACACCUGAUCAACAAUGUUUAGUUCGUCACCUGACGUCGCACGAACUGGGCCGCCCGUUUCCGUGUGAGCAUUGCGACUACAGGGCAAAGAAGAAGGAAGUCCUUGCUGUACACAUGCGUCUUCACACCGGAGAAAAGCCCCUGAAAUGUACCAAGUGUUCUUAUUCCACAUCUCUGGGGCACAUGCUGCGUAAACAUGAAGCUAGGCAUGAGCAAGGCUUAAUCUGAUUCAUAGAAUUUGUCCUGUUCUCUAAAAGGAGUCAAAGUACAUAGGAAAUUACUAGUAAAUAGCUGUCAGAUCCAUGAUUGUUGUAGUUAAUUCAAAUAAGUCUUGUCCCAAAGUAACAUACAAUGGAAAACAAUACUGUAUGUGACUACUCUGAACUAAAUGCUGACUCUAUAUUAUAGCUUAUUUGAGUUUGACUUCUUUUUCUGGGACAGUGAAAGAUGAAGGGUUCCACUUUUUCUGUAAUGUUGGGUCCUUAAAUGUUGUUGUCUAUCUACAUGGAGAAACUGUAAUUUGAUGGCCAUGGCCACCUUAAAGAUUACUUCUUUCUUUUCUGACCUAAAAAGCGACAGUGUGUUUUGUUUUCCACCGUGUUUGACAAUUGAUAAUUCAAAAGCUGGAGACAUUUUCUAAACAAAGGUUUAAAGUCCCAGCAUAUACUGUAAAUGCAGAAACUUUCUCGGUGGUUU
This is a messenger RNA of Branchiostoma floridae (Florida lancelet), 2814 nucleotides long. RefSeq names its product putative zinc finger protein 66. NCBI's taxonomy places the organism in Eukaryota, Metazoa, Chordata, Leptocardii, Amphioxiformes, Branchiostomatidae. The transcript has 4 exons. Gene Ontology annotation, cellular component: nucleus. Bases 157 to 2346 code for a protein of 729 amino acids. Gene Ontology annotation, molecular function: RNA polymerase II transcription regulatory region sequence-specific DNA binding; DNA-binding transcription factor activity, RNA polymerase II-specific. Gene Ontology annotation, biological process: regulation of transcription by RNA polymerase II. The record is from RefSeq and is a predicted model, not a curated record.